AUUAAAUGUUUGUUUAGUUUUUAUUUCAUAUGUUUUUAAUUCAAUUCAAUUGUUUUUUUUUUAAUCCGAAACAAACAAAUCAUUUACAACAACAACAACAACACUAAAGAUAUACAUAUUAUUAGACUUUUUUUUAGAUAAAUAAUUACCGAAAAUAAUAAUAAUAAUAAUAAUAAUAAUAUAGUGAUUCAUCAGCUGAUCCAACCAUCACAACAACAACAAUACCGACGCAAUGGCCACCGAUUGGGAAGAAGUUAAACGAUUGGCCGCCGACUUUCAGAGGACACAAUUGAGCCAAACUCUGUUGAGGCUAUCGGAGCGCAACUGUGUAGAGAUUAUGCGCCGACUGAUUGAUAUGAAACUGUUGGACGUCUACUUUACCAGCGAUGGCAAAGAGUAUGUUACCGACGAUCAGCUGCUCAGGGAAAUCGAGGACGAACUGUACAAUUCGGGCGGCCGUAUAUCGUUGGCUACGUUGGCCGCCAAUUUGAACUUAGACUAUGCUCAAGUCGAGUCUAAAUCGGGCCAACUAUCGCGUACCAGUUCCGGUGAUGUUAGCCUAGUAUUAGGACAAUUGGUUAGUCGCCAGUAUAAGGAUUCCUUAGCUCAGGAAGUCGACCUCAAACUCCAAGAGUCGGGUGUCGUAACGAUUGCCGAACUAACCAAACAGUACGAUCUGAGUGCCGACUUUCUUGACGGACUGAUUACCGAACGACUGGGCAGUCUGGUCAGAGGCCGUACCGAUCCGAACGACCCGCGUGUCAUACUGACCAACGAUUAUUUAGCUCAAUAUCAAUCGAAAGUCAAGGGCGUACUGUCGGCAGUUACCCGACCGGUAGCCUUGCAAACAAUCAUCAAUCGUUAUAAGUUUACCGAAAACUUGUUCAAUAGUAUUGUCAACGAUUUGAUUUCGACAAAACGUUUGUCGGGUUCGCUUAGUGGCCGGACAUAUAUACCGGAAAUCUAUGCCAAAACCCAACUGGAAUAUGUGGAAAGUUUCUAUAAAUUGAACGGCUAUUUAGAUUAUUCAACAUUGAAUCGAUUGGGUAUAACCAAUGCCCAGUCCUAUCUCCAGAAACGUUUCGGCGAUCAACUAUGCUAUCUGAAUACCUGUGCUGUCGGCCAAUUGCUUAACUUUCAAGUAGAAUCAUCGAUUGAAGAGUGUAUACUAAAUAAUUCGUGGAUCGAUUUGGUAACCGUAAUGCCAUCCAUACUAUCCGACCUCGAUAUCAAUAUAUUGAUACAGAAAACACUGGAACAGAACAAGAAUCUAUCGGAUCCGACAGUUAUACUAUGCGAUACACUAGUAGUUAGCAAAACAUUUAUCGCGAAACUUGAAAAACUAUUUGAACCAUUAAUGAAUAAGAAAGCUGCGGAUGAUCUGGCGAGUGGUCUAUUGUUAAGUUUAUUUGCCGCACAAAAAUCGGCAAAACUUGACGCAAUGUUGUUGUUGGCCGCUUCGGAUGACGGGAAAUCUCAUAGGAAAAGUGGUGGCGGCGGCGGUGGCGGCAAAAAAGGGGGCGGCGGUGGUGGUGGUAGUGGAGGAAGCGGUUCGCAGGGCCGGGAAAUAAAGACCAAAGCGGUGAAGAAAAAGUACAAACCGGGAGCUAAACAGUCGUCGAAAGCGGGCGGCGAUGACUCGGACAAUGACGACAACCAGUCGUCGUCGUCGUCGGCAAACGAGUUGACAUUUUUAACCGUCAAAGAAAUUGAAACGAUUGUUACGAAAAACAUUGCCGACAUUGACGACUGUCCGCCGGAUUUUAUCAAACAACUUGCACUACGUAUUCACGGCUCGUUGCGUACAAAAUACGAAACGAUUGCCCGACAAGUGUUUAUCGCAUCGACCACUGCUUCGUCAGCUAAGGCAAAGAAAUCGUUUAGCGAAGUCCAGAAACUGAUCCAACAGUUGUACACUAAUAUACUAUUGUUUGAUAAGGGCAUCAAAGUCUUGACCAAUGAUGAACUACAACAGCAGCUGACUAAGUAUUUACUGCGAUCCCUGUGCUCAGACAUUGUCAACCAUUUGGUUAUACACUUUACCACCAGCGAAGACAUUGCCAGUAUAGCUAAUCCGGAGGUUCGGCUGAAACUGAUUGGUAAACUACACGAUCCAAACCUAAAGGAAUGUAUCGUGAAAUUGAAUCAAACCAUAAACGGCAAAUCGGUUGAUGACUUUAUAGCCGAAUUGGACACAUGUGUCGGUAGCGGUAAAUGUGAGAUAAUGUUGAAACGAUUGGACAAAAAACGCGAACGCAGUGUAAUCGCCGAACAUCGCCAGUCACUCAUACAGCAGCUGAACGAGUCGGCGGCUGCGGCGGCGGUAAACGAUGGCCAGGCACUGGCCUUGAAUUUGGCCGUUUUGCUACUAUUUCAUCGGUAUCGCGGCGAACUGAUUCACGCAUCGGGAAAGUUUGUACCGAAACUAUUGGAUCAGCUAAAGUCGGAUUUGGAUACCGAAACCUAUCAACUGUUAUACAGUGCACAGGAAUUGGUUAUCAAACAGUUGUCGUCGUCGACAACUACUAAAGAACCGUCGGAUGCCAUUCAGCAACAGUUGUCGGCAAUGAUCGACAAAAUCAAAGAGUUGGCAAUCGUGUCGUUGUCGGCGAAGAAACAGACAAACGAUUAGAGAGAGAAAAAAUCGGUUAAUUUUGAUGACUAUUAUUAUUAUUAUUAUUACCGAUACAUGUGGUGACCACUGAA
Messenger RNA from Oppia nitens, 2706 nucleotides. It is a transcript of the gene Ufl1, whose product is annotated as E3 UFM1-protein ligase 1-like. Gene Ontology annotation, molecular function: UFM1 ligase activity. The transcript has 5 exons. Lineage: Eukaryota; Metazoa; Arthropoda; Arachnida; Sarcoptiformes; Oppiidae. Gene Ontology annotation, biological process: response to endoplasmic reticulum stress; protein K69-linked ufmylation; regulation of proteasomal ubiquitin-dependent protein catabolic process. Gene Ontology annotation, cellular component: endoplasmic reticulum membrane. The record is from RefSeq and is a predicted model, not a curated record. Bases 233 to 2632 code for a protein of 799 amino acids.